Molecule: messenger RNA, 1386 nt
Organism: Nymphalis io (European peacock)
Lineage: Eukaryota; Metazoa; Arthropoda; Insecta; Lepidoptera; Nymphalidae
Gene: Arr1
Product: arrestin homolog
Exons: 8
Coding region: 17-1162 (381 amino acids)
Biological process (GO): signal transduction; G protein-coupled receptor internalization
Cellular component (GO): cytoplasm
Molecular function (GO): G protein-coupled receptor binding
Source: RefSeq, a predicted model, not a curated record
UUAUCUAUUCGCAAAAAUGGUGUAUAACUUUAAAGUGUUUAAAAAAUGUUCGCCCAACGGCAAGCUCACGCUGUAUAUGGGGAAACGGGACUUCGUCGAUCACAUCUCUUACGUGGAGCCAAUAGACGGCAUUGUGGUCGUGGACGAGGAGUAUAUCCGAGACCGGCGCGUGUUCGCGCAAGUCGUCUGUACAUUCCGCUACGGCCGCGAGGAGGACGAGAUCAUGGGACUUUCUUUCUACAAGGAGCUGUACCUCGCCUCGGAGCAGAUCUACCCCUCACUUGAGAAGAGACCCUAUGAACUUACCCGCACGCAGGAGCGUCUCGUGAAGAAGUUAGGUGACUGGGCGCUGCCGUUCCGGCUAACGUUGCCGGCCGGAGCACCUGGUUCUGUGACUCUGCAGCCCGGCUUGGAGGACGAGGGAGAGCCGUGUGGCGUGCACUACUAUGUAAAGCUGUUUGUUGGUGAAACAGAAAUCGAUCGCUCGCACCGCAGGAGCACGGUGGCGUUGGGUAUCCGCAAGGUACAGUUCGCACCGGACAAGCCCGGCCCGCAGCCGUGCACGUUGGUACGAAAAGAUUUCGUGCUCUCGCCUGGACAGCUUGAGCUGGAGUUGACUCUCGAUAAACAGCUGUAUAUUCACGGGGAGACAGUGGCGGUGAACAUCAGCAUACGCAACCACAGCAACAAGGUGGUGAAGAAAAUUAAGGCCAGUAUCUUACAGUCCGUCGACAUCGUGCUCUUCCAGAAUGGCCAGUACCGAAAUGUCGUCACUGGUGUAGAGACGCAAGACGGAUGCCCGCUCCAACCUGGUGCUAACAUGCAGAAAGUCGUUCAACUAAGGCCAACGCUGGGUGCACUGCGCGACCGCCGUGGCCUAGCGUUAGAUGCACAGCUCAAGCGGCAGGAGACUACGCUUGCUUCCACAACCCUAUUGCUGGACCCGGAGCAGCGUGACGCGUUCGGUAUCGUGGUGAGCUACAGCGUCAAAGUCAAGCUUUACCUCGGUGCACUCGGGGGCGAGCUGAGCGCAGAGCUACCGUUCAUUCUGAUGCACCCCAAGGAGGGUCGCAUGAAACUGAUGCAGGCGGACAGUGAGGUUGAUGUAGAGAUGUUCAGGCAAGACACUGUGCUUCAUCAAGAGAGCGUCGAAGUUUACUAAAAGUAUACUCAGUAGAUUCUUUUGAAAUAAAUGAUUACACAAACACAGGUACCAUUAGAUCAUUAUCACAAGUAAAUAUUAAAUUAUUGUAAUUUUUUAAAUAUUUUUCGCUUUUCGAAUUAUAUCGUGUGAUUUUAUUAAACAGAUAGAUAGUGAUAUAUCUAUUUUAGAUAAUAAGAUACAGGUAUUUUGGCAUUAGUGUUAUGAAUUAUAAAAUACUUGCA